This is a messenger RNA of Menidia menidia (Atlantic silverside), 360 nucleotides long. The record is from the annotation of a GenBank genome assembly. NCBI's taxonomy places the organism in Eukaryota, Metazoa, Chordata, Actinopteri, Atheriniformes, Atherinopsidae.
AUGAACCGGAUAAAGUUCAGCCGGGUGCUGGUGAACGUGGGCCGGGGCUUCGACCGGCGCUCGGGCGUUUUCCGGGCGCCGGUCGGCGGCGUUUACCAGUUCUUCUUCUCCACCCAAACGGCGCCCGGCGGGGCCCGGACCGAGCUGUGGCUGGUGGUGAACGGGUACUGGGUGUCGGCCUCCCAGGGCCGGCUGCCCCGGACCUCCACGGUGGGGAGUCUGAACACCUAUAUGAGCUUCCUCCGCCGCGGAGCCAGGGUCCACGUCACCCACAACUGUGGCAGGUCCUGGGCCAACGCAUCCUCCACCACCAUCAGCUUUGGGGGGUCCCUGCUCCUACAGGGGAGGAACCAGGAUUAA